AUGGCUGUGUCCUGGGAGGAGUAUUUCCGACUGGCCUUACAGGAGAAGGUGAAGCGGGAGAGACCGGAGCAGACCAUGCCCCCCUGCCCCGCUGUGCUGCAGCUACUGGAGAAGAAGCAGGAACUGGAGGAUGCGGACAGGGACCUGCAGGCCCAGAAGGAGGUGUUCCAGGCCAGGAUGGUAGCCCUGCAGCAGCGCCGGGAACAGCUGGAACAGAAGAAGGGGGAGCUAAAGGGGUCCUUCUCCCGCUUUGACAAGUUCUUGCAGGACUCGGAGGCCCGGCGCAGCCGCGUGCUUCGCAGGGCGGAAGAGGAGCGGCACCGCGCGGACCGCCAAGAGGCCGAGGCGCAGCGGCUGUGCGCGCAACUGGAGGCGCUGAGGGAGGAGCGCGCAAGGCUGCAGCGCGCACUGGAGCGCCUGGCGCCCUGCGCUCACCUACUCGCACAGGUUCUGGAGCGACUUCCAGAGUUCCAGGAGGUGUCUGAGCUGGUGGCGCGCUUUGAUGGCCUGGCCAACACCCUGGUGGCGCAGAGACGCACGGAGCGCGACCAGCGGGCGGAGCUGGAGGCGGCACGGGCGCGGCUGCAGCAGCUGCGGAACACCUGGCAGGACGAGGUGCUCCAGCGAGCACAGGAGUGCGCGCAGCUGCAGGAGCGCCUGGAGGAGGCCCGCGAACGCAGGCUGCGCUGGGAAUCCAAGUGGAUUCAGAUCCAGAACACAGCGGCAGCCAAGACCCUGCUCCUGGGGCGCACGAGGAUGGCAGCCCUCAACCUGUUCCAGGUCGUGUGCCAGCAUCUGAGGCAGCCGCCCGCCUUGGUCCUGGAGGACACAGAGGGGCAGCUGGAGCAGGUGAAGCUGUUCAUCCAAGACCUUUCCAGCACGCUGGCCAGUGUCCAUCAGGAGGAAACUUGA
Molecule: messenger RNA, 912 nt
Organism: Elephantulus edwardii (Cape elephant shrew)
Lineage: Eukaryota; Metazoa; Chordata; Mammalia; Macroscelidea; Macroscelididae
Gene: CFAP73
Product: coiled-coil domain containing 42B
Exons: 7
Coding region: 1-912 (303 amino acids)
Biological process (GO): spermatid development
Source: RefSeq, a predicted model, not a curated record